Messenger RNA from Cuscuta epithymum, 1953 nucleotides. Lineage: Eukaryota; Viridiplantae; Streptophyta; Magnoliopsida; Solanales; Convolvulaceae. The record is from the annotation of a GenBank genome assembly.
CAUGCAUUCACCCUUCAUUUCCACAUGUAAUUUCAAGAGCUCAUCACACAGUCCAAUUCCAAUAAUACAUUCUACAGUAUCAAAAAGAUCAGAAGCUUCUACUUGUCACUAUCCUUUUGUUGAGUUUGUGGACAGAUAAGAUAAUAAUAAUAAUAAUAAUAAUAGUUCUACAAUAAUGUCGUAAGACAGUAGUCCUCCUUUGCAGUAGCAGCAGAUUGCAAACCUAUGCCCUGACGUCAUGGUCUCACAGUACGUGGAUUUUUCCCAGUUCUACUAUAGCCAAGAUAAUACGUAGUAUAUAAAGAGGGGAUAGCUUAGCUCUGGACACAACACAACUCCAAGCAAACAAACCAUCCAAUUAACAAUGGCAGUCCUAACACAGCAGCAGCAGCAGCUCCAUUUCAUCUUGAUCCCAUUCAUGGCUCAAGGCCACAUGCUCCCCAUGAUAGACAUAGCGAGACUAUUGGCACUCCGGGGUGUUAAGAUUACCAUCCUCCUAACGCCCCACAAUGCUGCCCGAGUCGAGCCCGUCAUUUCUCGGGCUCAGGACUCUGGGCUCUCCAUCCAAGUCAUCCACCUCAUCUUCCCGUGUGCCGAGGCGGGGCUACCAGCGGGAUGCGAGAACUUUGACCUGCUGCCCUCUUACGACAUGGCAGCGAAAUUCUUCGACGCCACGAAGAUGCUCCGACCGCAGGUCGAGGAGCUGUUGGGAGAAGUGAAACCCUCUCCCAACUGCAUCAUUGCCGACAUGUGCUUCCCGUGGGCAACCGAUAUUGCCCUGAAGCUUCACAUCCCGCACAUAGUUUUCCAUGGGAUGUGUUGCUUCUCGCUGGUGUGCGAGCACAACUUGAGAAACUGGGACAGGCUUGAAGGCAUGGAGUCUGACUUUUACUUUGAAGUGCCCGGGCUGCCUGAUAAGAUUGAGAUGACAAAGGCUCAGCUCACAAAUAUGGCUACCCCACACUCCAAAGAAUGGGGGGAGCUUUUUGACCAGAUCAAAGAUGCAGAGAAUAAUGCAUAUGGGAUAUUGGUGAACAGCUUUGAGGAGCUGGAGCCGGAAUACAUCAAGGAGUUGGAGAGAGCGAAAGGGAUACACGUCUGGACUGUUGGCCCUGUUUCUCUGUGCAACAAGGUAGAACCAGACAAGGGUGAAAGAGGAAACAAGGCAUCCAUUGAUGUGCACCAUUGCUUACAAUGGCUCGACUCCAAGCCAACCCGCUCUGUCCUCUUCGUCUGCCUUGGCAGCCUUUCCCGCUUGCCAACCCCUCAAAUGGUAGAGCUUGGUCUUGCCCUUGAGUCAUCCAAACGCCCCUUCAUUUGGGUCAUCAGGCACGUCUCUACUGAGUUCGGAAAAUGGCUUCAAGAAGAAAAAUAUGAAGAAAGAGUAAAAGGGAGAGGGCUUAUCAUCCACGGUUGGUCUCCACAAGUUCUCAUCUUGUCUCACCCUUCUCUUGGGGCAUUCGUCACUCACUGCGGAUGGAACUCGACCCUCGAAGGGAUCACUUCCGGUCUACCAUUGGUCACUCUGCCGCUAUUUGCAGAGCAAUUCUCGAAUGAGAAAUUUGCAGUGAAUGUGAUCAAGACGGGAGUGCGACUUGGAAUGGAGAUUCCAGUCUUGUUUGGGAUGGAGGAAACGGUAGGAGUCCAGGUGAACAGAGAUGAGAUCAUGCUGGCUGUCGAGAAGGUGUUUGAUGAAGGAGAGGAAGGUGAUAUGAGAAGGAGAAGAGCGAAAGUGCUCCAAGAAAGGGCAUGGAGAGCAGUGGAAGAAGGAGGUUCUUCCUCCAUCAACAUUGCCAAACUCAUUCAAGAUGUUGCUGGUUGGAGAGAAGCAUGUUAGUUAAUUCAUCAGUUAUUGUAUUGCUUUCCCCUUCAUUUUCAUUUUCAAAAGCAUUGUGUCUCUACUCAAUAAAACAUUCUAUUUUAAUUUUUAUCUAAAAACUAUAUAUGCUUUAG